Poecilia latipinna (sailfin molly) is the source of this 1219-nucleotide messenger RNA. Its product is annotated as histone H2B 1/2-like. The record is from RefSeq and is a predicted model, not a curated record. Bases 30 to 404 code for a protein of 124 amino acids. The transcript has a single exon. Gene Ontology annotation, cellular component: nucleosome. Gene Ontology annotation, molecular function: structural constituent of chromatin; protein heterodimerization activity; DNA binding. Lineage: Eukaryota; Metazoa; Chordata; Actinopteri; Cyprinodontiformes; Poeciliidae.
ACUCUUUGCUGUGACCUCAGAGAGAAAACAUGCCCGAACCCGCCAAGUCUGCGCCCAAGAAGGGCUCCAAGAAAGCGGUCACCAAAACCGCCGGCAAAGGAGGCAAGAAGAAGAGAAGGACCAGGAAGGAGAGCUACGCCAUCUACGUGUACAAGGUGCUCAAGCAGGUCCACCCCGACACCGGCAUCUCCUCCAAGGCCAUGAGCAUCAUGAACUCGUUCGUCAACGACAUCUUUGAGCGCAUCGCCUCCGAGGCUUCCCGUCUGGCUCACUACAACAAACGCUCCACCAUCAGCUCCAGGGAGAUCCAGACCGCCGUGCGCCUCCUGCUGCCCGGUGAGCUGGCCAAGCACGCCGUGUCCGAGGGAACCAAGGCGGUCACCAAGUACACCAGCUCCAAGUAAACCUGCUGCUGCUGCUGCUGCUGCUGCUUGGACACAACAACACAACGGCUCUUUUAAGAGCCACACACCAACACUCAAGGGCUACACUCCUGUUACCUCAAUGUGUCUGGUUUUCAAAACUAAAGAUUUGGUUUUUAGGUGUGAUGAAGCAACAAGUUAACUUGUAAUGUGGGAAAACUGAAAUGUUUCACUUAUGUUUUAUAAAUCUUUCCGUUGUGGCCAAAUUAUGACACCAACGGUACAUGAGAACAGGAUUUAAUUUCCAUGCAUUUAUUUAUUUUUUUAUUUCAAUAUCAUUAAAGAAAAUGCUCUGAAAGCAGAGCGGCUCAAUGCAUAAUGACCAGUUUGCUCCAGUUCUACUUUUUAGAUUUUAUCUAAUGAACUUUUUUUUUUUUACAUUUCUGGUUUUAAAGAGAUCUUGCUAAAAUCUCAAAUCAUCCAAAAAAUGUAAAACGUUUUGCCUGAUCAGUCCUUUAGUUGUAUCUUUUGACGAUUCCAAACAGAAAUUGAAUGUAAAUUUUAAUUUAUGUACAAUAUUUAAAAUAAAUUCCUGACUCAUGUCUGCUAUACAGAACUCAAAAGCAGGUUGUAAAAAUAUUUGCAGCAUAAAUGGUGACUAUAUUGAAACUUCCUUCCUGGAGCAUUUCUGUUCUGGUUUAGCUGAAGGCUUUUAUUUUGGCAGUCGUCCUGAUCUUUGUGUAUAAAGUUGUGUAUCUAUUGGUUACCAAUAGAUGCAUAUGAUCUGCAACACACAAAUCAUCUCAUCUGAAAGCUGUAUAAAGGUGGAUUUUAUUCAAAUAAAAUUUGUUUAAACU